CAGCUUAACCCUAAAACCUUUAUACUCGUUGUCUCGUUCUCACUGCCCUCCGUCCGUCGCGUUUGAUCGUUCGAUUCGCCGUAGCUCAAAUCCAAAAAGAUGAGGCCGAUUCUGAUGAAAGGGCACGAGAGGCCCUUGACCUUCCUCAAGUACAACCGCGACGGCGACCUCCUCUUCUCCUGCGCCAAGGACCACACCCCCAACGUCUGGUUCGCCGACAACGGCGAGCGCCUCGGCACCUACCGCGGCCACAACGGCGCCGUUUGGUGCUGCGACGUCUCACGUGACUCCUCCCGCCUCAUCACCGGUAGCGCAGAUCAGAGCGCCAAGCUCUGGGAUGUUCGGUCCGGCCACCAGGUCUUCACCUUCAACUUCGACUCUCCAACCCGGUCGGUUGAGUUCUCCGUCGGCGAUCGGCUCGCCGUCAUCACCACCGACCCCUUCAUGGAGCUCACUUCCGCUAUCCACGUCAAACGCAUCGCCGCCGACCCCGCCGACCAGACUGCGGAGUCGAUUCUGACGCUGAAGGUGCCUCAGGGGAGGAUGAAGAUCAACAGAGCUGUCUGGGGGCCGUUGAACAGCACUAUCAUAAGCGCCGGAGAAGAUGCCGUCAUUCGUAUUUGGGAUUCUGAGACUGGGAAGCUACUACAAGAGAAUGCGAAGGACGAGGGGCACACGAAGACGAUUACUUCACUAGUAAAAUCUCCUGAUGGUUCACACUUUCUAACCGGUUCGCACGAUAAGUCUGCCAAGCUUUGGGAUACAAGAACAUUGGCUCUUAUCAAGACAUACCGGACUGAGAGUCCAGUCAAUGCAGUUGCAAUGUCGCCUCUUCUCAAUCAUAUUGUACUUGGUGGUGGUCAGGAUGCAGUCAAUGUCACCAUGACUGAUCAUCGAGCUGGGAAAUUUGAAGCCAAAUUCUAUGACAAGAUUCUUCAAGAAGAGAUUGGAGGUGUUAAAGGGCAUUUUGGACCUAUUAAUGCUUUGGCUUUCAACCCUGAUGGUAAAAGUUUCUCAAGUGGAGGUGAAGAUGGUUACAUACGUUUGCAUCACUUCGACCAUGAUUACUUCAACAUCAAGAUUUAGCUUUGAAGUCAAUUUUGAUAUCAGUCGUAGCUCGGGAGCUUGUUGGAACCUUAUUCUCUCCCUUCACAAAAUAGCUGUUUUUAGCGAUCAUUUACAUAGCUUUGAUAUUGCAAUUAAACCAUGUUCCUUAUUUGCUCUUUUGCUUGUUGUUGGAACAAUGUAUUUGUAGAAGAUUCUGUAGAUGAGAAUGAUCUUAUUUAUCCUUCUAGUUGCUUGCA
Molecule: messenger RNA, 1304 nt
Organism: Argentina anserina (silverweed cinquefoil)
Lineage: Eukaryota; Viridiplantae; Streptophyta; Magnoliopsida; Rosales; Rosaceae
Product: eukaryotic translation initiation factor 3 subunit I-like
Exons: 7
Coding region: 100-1086 (328 amino acids)
Biological process (GO): cytoplasmic translational initiation
Cellular component (GO): eukaryotic translation initiation factor 3 complex, eIF3m; cytoplasm
Molecular function (GO): translation initiation factor activity; RNA binding; protein binding
Source: RefSeq, a predicted model, not a curated record